UCUACGACCAAUCAUCAAUACAUGCACCAUAGAAAAACCUUCCCGAUAUCAUCAAUGGCAGCCUCUGAGCCCAGUAACAUUUUUCCACUCAAGAACUUACUCCGCCUACUCCUUUUAGCCCUCACAAUCACAUGCACCGCAUCAGCUCGAAUUCUCGAUGAGGAGACAACCGCUCCCACCACUGAACCACCUGUUUCCAGCGUACCUCCGGUGGUGACAGCUGGCAACCAUCCGAUGUCCUUCUUCAUGCAUGACAUACUUGGCGGGUCAAACCCGUCGGCUAAAGCUGUGAGCGGGGUUGUCAGCAAUCCAGCCGUCAACGGUCAAGUCCCCUUCGCCAAGCCCAACGGCGCCGUUCUCCCUGUUAACAACGGGGUUCCCCAAAGCAACAACAACAACAACAACGGAGUUAUCAAUAACAACAACAUUCCGUUCCUCACCGGCCUCAGCGGAAACAUCCCCAACGUUAUCCAAAACAAUGGGAAUAAUGGGAACAACGGGAUCAAUGGGGCCCAGCUACCUGCGGGAAUGACACUUCAGAAGCUUAUGUUUGGGACACUGUCAGUGUUUGAUAAUGAGCUGACAGAAGGGCAUGAGCUUGGGUCAGGUUUGGUUGGAAAGGCACAGGGUUUCUACGUAGCGAGCUCCGAAGAUGGAACGAGCCAGACCAUGGCUUUCACGACCAUGUUUCAGAGCGGUGGUUACGCUGACAGUCUCAGCUUCUUCGGCGUCCAUCGAACUGCUGCAUCGGAAUCCCAGCUUGCAGUCAUGGGAGGAACUGGAAAGUAUGUAGACGCUAAGGGCUAUGCCACGGUGAAGACCUUUCCGGCUACAAACCAGCAAAAUAAUGGUGGAGUGGAGACUCUUUUGCAGUUCACUGUGUAUCUUACUUACUAGUGUGUUUACUUUUUAAGGUGGCUGUUUCGGUACUUUUGCUAAAAUCUCUCUCUAUCUCUCUCUCUCUCUCUAUAUAUAUAUGUAUGAGAGAGAGAGGACAUGGAUGUUAUAAAAAAGCCUUGAAUUUACAAUAAUUAUUGUGGUUUGUGAGUAAA
This is a messenger RNA of Alnus glutinosa, 1052 nucleotides long. RefSeq names its product dirigent protein 25-like. The record is from RefSeq and is a predicted model, not a curated record. The coding region runs from base 22 to 897 and encodes 291 amino acids. The transcript has a single exon. NCBI's taxonomy places the organism in Eukaryota, Viridiplantae, Streptophyta, Magnoliopsida, Fagales, Betulaceae.